This is a messenger RNA of Chroicocephalus ridibundus (black-headed gull), 3287 nucleotides long. It is a transcript of the gene OMG, whose product is annotated as oligodendrocyte myelin glycoprotein. The record is from RefSeq and is a predicted model, not a curated record. The transcript is spliced from 2 exons. Gene Ontology annotation, molecular function: protein binding. Lineage: Eukaryota; Metazoa; Chordata; Aves; Charadriiformes; Laridae. Bases 346 to 1665 code for a protein of 439 amino acids. Gene Ontology annotation, biological process: neuron projection regeneration.
GCUGUUUAUGUAGGCAACCUUACGUGUUAUGUUUUGAUGCAUUAAACCAGCCUAAAAGACGGAUAACGGAGAAGUUAACCGAUCCAAAUUACAAACCCCAACUAUUUUCCUGACUGUGCUUGCUGUGCAAGAAGCGGGAGGCAGCAGCUCCGCCAGCUCUGCAGUCUGCCAGGCAGCGCGGAUCAGGUGGUUGCGGAGCCCCCGGCAGCAGCAGUACGAUGCAGCUGAAGAGGCAGCACAACCCACAGACGGCAACUGGAGCCAGGCUCCAGAACAAGGCGACCUCUAAGCUUAAAUCUCCCGCAGAAAUGAUGUGCUGAUAUUGCAGAAGAGAUUACGGCAGCAAUGGAGUACCAGACACUGAAUACAUCUACCUGUCUGCUGGUCCUUCUGUUUUUCAUACCCGCUGUUUCGGGUGUCUGUCCUUCUAACUGUACAUGCUCAGGAAACGACAGGAAUGUGGACUGUUCAGGCAGAAACUUAACUGUACUGCCACACGGACUUCAAGACAACAUUACAUAUUUAAAUCUGUCCUUUAACCAGUUCGUAGAUCUCGAUCAUCAGCUAACGAGAUUCACCAAUUUGAGGACCCUUGAUAUUUCAAAUAAUUGGCUCAAGAAUGUUCCUGCUCAACUGCCCAAGUCUUUAUGGGAAUUAUAUGCCAUAAACAACAACAUUAAAGUUCUUCAGAAGCUUGAUACAGCUUACCAGUGGAAUCUUAAAGUGCUGGACGUUUCCAGGAAUAUGGUGGAAAGAGCUGUUCUGAUCAACAACACACUGAGCAGUCUCAAGUUUCUCAACCUCAGUAGCAACAAACUUUGGACGGUUCCAACCAACAUGCCCUACAACAUCGAGACGGUGGAUCUCUCCAGCAACUUCUUGUCCCAGAUACUCCCGGGAACACUGGUGAGACUACAACACCUCACAAGCCUCUACCUGCACAACAACAAGUUCACGUACAUUCCCGACAAAGCUUUUGACCAGCUCCUUCAGCUGCGAGUGGUCACGCUCUAUAACAACCCAUGGUCCUGCAGCGAUAGACAAAAUAUCCCCUACUUGCUGAAGUGGGUGCAGGACACGGCCGCCAGUGUUAUAGGGGCUCCCUGUGCCAACCAGUCUGGGCUUUGGCUGGGUGCCACCCCAACCCCAGCAGCUCCCACAGGUACAGACUCCAGCCUCAUGAUCAAAGGAAUGAAGGCAGCAGACAGAGCUACUUCUCCAGUGGCAACUGAACCAACCAUAAUGACAAGAAUGCAUAAACAAUUUAAAGCUAAGGAGGUGACUAGCUUGGCAACCUUAAGCCAAACCGUGCUGUUCACGAGCACAGACCGACCGCUGCUCCUCUAUCCAGAAGAUCCGACAACCAGGAAAGUCAGUUCCCAAGAAGCAGCAGCCACACACACCAUCUACAUCGCGGAUUCCACCCAGCUGAACUCCAGCCUGCCGGGCCCAGCAGGAGCACCCACCACCCCCAUGACUCUGAGCAUCACCAGUGGAAUGCCAACAAACUACUCCAAAAUGCCUCCAAGCACAACUGCUACCUUCAGGAAAGAGGAAUCCACUACAAACGCUCAGAAUACUCACGUGCCCUCCAAAGCAAGUAUCCGUCAGACAUAUUUGUUUUAUGUUGUAACGCUUAAUGCGGUGGCAAUGUUUAUCGGCUAAGAGCUUGUAUCUUGUGAAAAUUAUCGAGUUUAUUCCUGUGAUACAUAGCUGGAGUUAAGACAUCCAGGUCAAACAAUGAAUCACAACACAAGAAAUUCAAAGUUCUGACUCUGAUCUAAAGAAAAUAACAGUUCUUCAUUAAAGAAGUGCACACUAAUGUCUUGAUACUAAGCUGCUACUUAUUUUAAUAUGUCUUAAUUGAGUAAAACUAACCUAUGAUUUUGUUUUUAAAAAUGUGCUUAUUUUGUAUUUAAAUUUUUAAUUUUACCUGCACAGAAUAAAACAUCAGAAUUUUAAGUACUGAUUUCACGUAUGAUUUUGUCAUUAAACAACUGGAAAAAAAUAGAAGGCCUGUAUCAUAUCUGCAUUGUCUUGCUUGACUUGCCAGUGAGCAAUUCUUGUAAUAUAGCAGCACAGAUCCUUUGUAAGUUAUGGCGACAUGCAAAAGGAAGGGAAAAAAUAAAAGAACUAAACCUAGCUGUUUCACUAAUCAGAAGUUAUUCCUGAGAAAAAUCGCUAGCAUGUGUAUCUAUGUUUGCUUCAUAUGUAUUAGGAUAUUUUAAAUAUGAAGAACAACAGUUUUGAAUUUAGGAAUUAAAUAUGACAAUGCCAUGAUGUCUGCUAAGAGGGUGUAAACUGAGACAGCAACAUGGUCCAGCUUCAGCAUGGGGAAAGCGGCAGGGGCUGAUAGCUCUUUGUGCUCCGUCUUGACUUAGAGACUGCAGGCAAGUUAUUUCUCACUCUCCAUAUUUAAAAAAAAAAAAAAAAAAAAAAGAAAAGUAGAGGAAAACACAGGAUGUUCAAUGCCAUGACGCUCUCCAACAACAAGGAAUUAUCUACACAAAUUAAUGAAAUGGAACUCCUUAAUUUUAUUUCAAGUGACAUCCAAAAAUCAGAAAUAUUAAUGUAUUAUGCUUAAAAGAAUACCGCUAGUCUGCCAGAAUGUAUCGAACUACUACUUUUUGAUCAGUAAAAUGAAAUAUCAGCCAAUUUCUAAUGCGAGUUACGUAACAAACCAAUUAAGCAAUUAGUUGUGAAGCUGUCAUUGAUACAAUCCUUGAACCUUGUGACUUUUAAAAAAAAUUAAUUCAGUCCAUGGCAUUGAACAUGCCCAAAUCCUUGCUUUAUAAGGACAAGCAUGAGUGGUAUUCUCCUUGACAUCUGCACCAUCAGUGAGUAGAAAUAGUUGCACGCAUGGUUCUGUUCUCUCUAGGAAAAUAAUUUAAAUUAUGUGGCAAAGGUACGCGAUAUACUACAGAUGAAGUUUUGCAAACAGCAUGAAAUGAAAACUGAAGAACAAGUUCAUUGAAAAAGUAUUAUUCACUUAAUAUUACAAAUCUUUAUACAAUGUUUUCCAUUCAUUUCAGGCCAUUUAAUUUCCAGUUAUUGUAGCAUGAAGGUGCUGCAAAACCCAGAAAACCUCACUACUGAGACUGGAGUCCUCUACCUACUUCUCCUAGGUGUCCAUGAGGGCUGUAGACCAUUUACAACCACUGGUAUCAGAGAAAUCACAACUUUCCAAUUGUGAACAGUAUUUCUAUAACCAGAAAUGUGUUUUAAUUUCUAACAGUAAAUGUUACACAAUGAAUUUGUACAGUUAUUUCAUUGGCAUUUAAGCAAAA